AAGGUGGGAGGCGCCAGGAUCACUCAGUGCGCCCGGGAGCGGAGCGAGGCUGCCAUCCAUUUGGGCGACCUCAGCGGCAACGGAGUGUCGGGGGCCUGCGCAGCCAUGCGGGCGGCGGCCGGGGGCGCGCGGGCGGCCGCGCUGGCGCUGCUGCUGGGGGCGCUGCACGGAUCGCCGGCGCGGGGCGAGGAGUACGACUACUACGGCUGGCAGACCGAGCCGCUGCACGGGCGCUCGUACUCCAAGCCGCCCCAGUGCCUCGACAUCCCCGCCGACCUGCCGCUCUGCCACACGGUGGGCUACAAGCGCAUGCGGCUGCCCAACCUGCUGGAGCACGAGAGCCUGGCCGAGGUGAAGCAGCAGGCGAGCAGCUGGCUGCCGCUGCUGGCCAAGCGCUGCCACUCGGACACGCAGGUCUUCCUCUGCUCGCUCUUCGCGCCCGUCUGCCUCGACCGGCCCAUCUACCCUUGCCGCUCGCUGUGCGAGGCUGUGCGCGCCGGCUGCGCGCCGCUCAUGGAGGCCUAUGGCUUCCCCUGGCCCGAGAUGCUGCACUGUCACAAGUUCCCCCUGGACAACGACCUCUGCAUCGCUGUGCAGUUCGGGCACCUGCCCGCCACCGCGCCUCCAGUGACCAAGAUCUGUGCCCAGUGUGAGAUGGAGCACAGUGCUGACGGACUCAUGGAGCAGAUGUGUUCCAGCGACUUCGUGGUCAAAAUGCGCAUCAAGGAGAUCAAGAUAGAGAAUGGGGACCGGAAGUUGAUUGGAGCCCAGAAAAAGAAGAAGCUGCUCAAGUCGGGCCCCCUGAAGCGCAAGGACACCAAGAGGCUCGUGCUGCACAUGAAGAACGGUGCUGGCUGCCCCUGCCCACAGCUGGACAGCCUGGCUGGCAGCUUCCUGGUCAUGGGCCGCAAAGUAGACGGGCAGCUGCUGCUCAUGGCCGUCUACCGCUGGGACAAGAAGAACAAGGAGAUGAAGUUUGCAGUCAAGUUCAUGUUCUCCUACCCCUGCUCCCUUUACUACCCCUUCUUCUAUGGGGCAGCAGAGCCCCACUGAAGGGCUCUCCUCUGCCCCACCCAGCCAUGCCCUGUCCUCGGUCCCCAUCCCUGGGGCACUCUCUCCUCUGCCCACCUGGCCUCCCCCUCCCCAGGCUGACCUAGCCCCUGCCGCAGGGUGGUUCACGCAGAGCUGUGCAGGCACAGGCACUAAGGGAUGGACACGGAGCCAGGCUGUCCUUGACUGAGGGGUUCUGGGGUUCUUGGAGGUUUGCUCCCAGAGAACCAGGCCUUUCUCAGUUCAGGGGAAGCCCCAGGCUCUCAGAAAGUAAGCAGAGAGAAGAGAGCAAGGAACAGUGCAGGGGCUCGGAGCAGCCUGAGGAGGUGGCUUCCAGGGGACCGGUAGUGUCAGCCCCUCUGUUGCAGUGGGGCCUCGCCCGGGAGAGGGAAGUCUUGACAUUGGGCUGAGCUACUUGGGGGACAGUUCCCGGCCCCCAUGCCCCUUCAUGUGUCCUCAUCAUAGCCUCUAGAGGAAAGGGUCAUGGUGCCCUCCAGCCACACUUUCCCACCUCCCCCAUCUCUGCCUGUCUCCUUCCCCACUGGACUGGGGAGAAGCCCAGCCCAGCCCCCUCCCAGAAGCUCGCUCCUCAGCCUCCGCGUGUCCCUAUAUCCUGAUGACCAUAAAUUAUUGCUUCUGCUGCGAGGCCAUAGGUACUAGACUGAUGCAGGUAGGAUUUGGUUUUCUAUUUUUUUUUUUUUAAGUUUUUAAUUAAAUCAAAGAAAACAAACA
Messenger RNA from Bubalus bubalis (water buffalo), 1782 nucleotides. It is a transcript of the gene SFRP5, whose product is annotated as secreted frizzled related protein 5. Gene Ontology annotation, molecular function: Wnt-protein binding. Gene Ontology annotation, biological process: non-canonical Wnt signaling pathway; negative regulation of canonical Wnt signaling pathway; canonical Wnt signaling pathway. The record is from RefSeq and is a predicted model, not a curated record. The coding region runs from base 106 to 1053 and encodes 315 amino acids. Lineage: Eukaryota; Metazoa; Chordata; Mammalia; Artiodactyla; Bovidae. The transcript is spliced from 3 exons.